AUGCUGGACCCUUCCUCAAGUGAAUCAGAGGAGGAACUGCCACCAGAAGACGACCCCUCCAUCAAAAUAGAACCCGGCAAAAAGAUUCCAAAUCCGGAGAAGGUUACCCGUGAGCCGCGCAAGCCACCUGAUAGCCCAGGUCCAGCUCCUGUAGUCGAUGACAAAAGUGAGCAUGAGCGAAUACAGAAAGAGGAAGCAGAGAGAAAAACAAAACUACAGAUCUAUGUAUUUGUGCUGCGAUGUAUAUCGUACCCUUUCAACGCAAAACAACCAACAGAUAUGGCACGUCGUCAGCAAAAGCUGAACAAGCAGCAGUUGCAAGCCGUAAAGGAGCGUUUCCAGGCCUUCCUACGUGGUGAGACACAGAUUGUAGCUGAUGAGGCUUUUUGCAACGCCAUCCGCAGCUACUAUGAGGGCUUCCUGAAGAGCGAACGUGUGGCCCGGAUGGUUCAAGGGGGCGGCUGCUCCGCCAACGACUUCCGUGAGGUCUUCAAGAACAACAUUGAGAGACGGGUGCGCAGCCUGCCUGAGAUCGACGGCCUGAGCAAAGAGACUGUGCUCAGCUCCUGGAUCACAAAGUUCGAUGCCAUCUACCGGGGCGAGGAGGACGUGCGUCGUCACGCCCACCGGGCGCACUUCAGCGCCGUGUCCGAGCUGAUCCUCAGCAAGGAGCAGCUCUACGAGAUGUUCCAGCAGAUCCUUGGGAUCAAGAAGUUUGAACAUCAGCUACUUUACAAUGCCUGUCAACUGGAUAAUGUGGACGAACAGGCAGCACAGAUCCGCAGGGAGCUGGACGGGAGGCUUCAACUAGCUGAGAAAAUAGCCAGGGAGCGGCGAUAUCCCAAGUUUGUGUCCAAUGACAUGGAGGCCAUGUAUACGGAGGAGCUCAGGUCUGCAGUCAACCUCCUCAUGGCCAACCUGGAGAGCCAGCCUGUAGCAAAGGACUUCAAGCCCAAAAUCAAGCCCAAGCUCACCCCCAUGAACAGCUUCUUGGACAUGGGUGAGGAAGGGGACCUCCCCCUGUCCAAAUCAGAUGUGGUGCUCUCCUUCACACUGGAGAUAGUGAUCAUGGAGGUGCAGGGGCUGAGGUCUGUGGCACCCAACAGGAUUGUGUACUGCACCAUGGAGGUGGAGGGCGGAGAGAAGCUGCAGACAGACCAGGCUGAGGCAUCGCGACCACAGUGGGGAACCCAGGGAGACUUCACCACAACACACCCCCUGCCCAUGGUCAAGGUGAAACUCUUUACGGAGAGCACAGGAGUGCUGGCCCUAGAGGACAAGGAGCUGGGAAGGGUGGUUCUCAACCCCACCACCAAUGGGCCCAAGGCUGCAGAACUGCAUAAGAUGGUCGUGCCUAAGAACAGCCAGGAUAGUGACCUGAAGAUUAAGCUGGCUGUGAGGAUGGACAAGCCACCCAACAUGAAGCACAGUGGGUAUCUCUAUGCACUGGGUCAACGAGUGUGGAAGCGGUGGAAAAGGCGAUAUUUUGUCCUUGUACAGGUAAGCCAGUACACGUUCGCAAUGUGCAGUUAUCGGGAGAAGAAGUCCGAGCCACAGGAAUUGAUGCAGCUGGAGGGCUAUACGGUUGACUAUUCCGAUCCACAACCAGGUCUCCAGGGUGGGCGCAUGUUCUUCAGUGCAGUCAAAGAGGGCGACCAGGUGGUGUUCGCCAGCGAUGAUGAACAAGAUCGAGUGCUGUGGGUGCAGGCCAUGUAUCGAGCUACGGGUCAGUCCUACAAGCCCGUGCCCCCCACUCAGAACCAGCGCCAGAACUGCCGUGGAGGAGGUCCGCAGAAGGACGCACCGGUCUCCUUACUCAGCCUGGAGCGGACACAGAGGCAAGGGGUGGAGGAGCUGAUCUCGGCUGCUCCGUGCCGUUUCGACCAUGCCAGCCUGUUCCGCCUGCUGCAGAAGCACACCCUCGCCCACCGCAUGAAUGACUCCUUCUCCUGCCUGGGAUGGUUCAGCCCAGGCCAGGUGUUUGUGUUGGAUGAGUAUUGUGCACGCUACGGUGUCCGGGGAUGCCAUCGCCACAUCUGCUACCUGAAAGACCUUCUGGAAUUUAUGGAGAACAAUGCCAUGGUGGACCCCACCCUGUUACACUACAGCUAUGCCUUCUGUGCCUCCCAUGUGCAUGGAAACAGGCCAGAUGGUAUGGGAACAGUGACUCUGGAGGAGAAGGAACAGUUUGAAGAGAUAAGGGGCAGAAUGAAGACUCUGCUGGAGAACCAGAUUGUUCAUUUCAGAUAUUGCUUCCCCUUUGGGCGACCUGAAGGAGCACUAAAAGCAACUUUGUCCUUGCUUGAACGAGUCCUAAUGAAGGACAUCAACACUCCUGUUCCUUCAGACGAGAUGAGGAAGCUGGUGCAGAAGUGCCUGGAGAAGGCGGCCCUCGUCAACUACUCCCAGCUGACCGAGUAUGCCCAGAUCGAAGCAACCUCACAGGCCCCCCCUGAGAAGCGUCUGGAGGACAUGAUGAGACUGGGAGAGCUUUGCAUGGACGUCCUGCUGCAGAAUGACGAGCACCACUCUGAGGGAAGAGAGGCCUUUGCCUGGUGGCCUGAGCUGAUGACGGAGCAUGCAGAGAUCUUCCUGUCCCUCUACACGGUGGACAUGGACGCAGCGCUGCAGGUGCAGCCUCACGACUCCUGGGACAGUUUCCCUCUCUUCCAGCUGCUCAACAACUUCCUGCGGACUGACCAUCACCUGUGCAAUGGCACAUUCCACAAACACUUGCAAGAGCACUUCAUCCCCAUGGUGGUGCGUUACAUCGACUUGAUGGAGUCCUCCAUCGCUCAGUCCAUCCACCGUGGGUUUGAGCAAGAGACCUGGCAGUCUGUGAAGACAAUAACCAAUAACCUACCCAGCGUGCCCUUGCCCAAAGUGCCCAACCUGCCUCUCAGCUUGCCUCAGAUGCCAAGCUUCUCCCCACCGUCCUGGAUGGGCCCGUUGUGUGAAAGCACCAAUGGCUCCUCCACUUCAGAGGAUCUGUUCUGGAAGCUGGACGCACUUCAGAUAUUCGUAAUGGACCUCCACUGGCCCGAGCCUGAGUUUGCAAAGCACCUGGAGCAGCGUCUCAAGCUGAUGGCCAGUGACAUGAUGGAGGCCUGUGUCAAGAGAACUAAAGCAGCCUUUCACUCCAAGAUGCAGAAAGCAAGCAAGUCAAUAGAUUUCCGGGUGUCUCUCUCUCUGUGCACUAUGUUCAAUGUUCUAAUGGAUGCCAAGAGGCAGUGCUCUAAGCUUUGUGUUUUCGACCAAGGCCAGGAGAUUGACCAGCAGUGGCAACAGUACCACUCCAAGAUCGACGUGCUCAUCGAUGAAGCCAUCAAAGAAAUGAUUUCCACACUGGUAUCAAAGUUUGUUGCUGUGCUGGAUGGGGUUCUCUCCAAGCUCUCCAGAUAUGACGAGGGAACACUCUUCUCCUCCAUCUUGUCUUUCACUGUCAAAGCAGCUGCCAAAUAUGUGGAUGUGCCUACACCUGGCAUGGAUCUAGUGGACACGUACAUCACAUUUGUACGGCAGAACCAGGAUAUACUGAGGGACCAUGUGAAUGAUGAAGUGUACACAGAGAAAGUGUUUGAUCAAUGGUACACCACCUCCAUGAAGGCUGUGUGUGUAUGGUUAACCGACAGACUGGACCUACAGCUGCAUGUGUACCAGCUCAAAACACUCAUCAAGAUUGUGAAGAAGUCAUAUCGGGAUUUCAGGCUUCAGGGUGUCCUAGAUGGCACACUGAACAAUAAAAGCUACGAGACUAUCUACAACCGUCUGACUGUGGAGGAGGCAACUGUCUCUGUGUCUGGCAGUGAAGGACUCCAAGGCAUCUCGAUGAGGGACAGCGAUGAAGAGGACAGCUAGAGCCCAUCUCUCAUCGGAGUGUCCUGGGAAGGAGACAGGAUUGGACUGCCCACCAGCAGACCUGUUUGUGUCUGUGUUCCACUGUACUGUUAUGUUGAAAUGGGCGGUGAACAUCCGACAGGGACUUUCUUACUCUGGAUUGCUGACAGUGAGAGACAAAUGCUGGACAAACGUAGCAGUGCAUUUAAUUGGGCACAUGGUUAAGACUGUCACCAUGCCUGUAACAUUUUGUGUCUGUAGGCUUCACUACAUGCACUGGCUUGUGCUCUUAUUGACAUGGGGGUUUUGUUCAUUGUAUGCUUGCACAAGUGGUGGUGGCAUUUAAUAUACAGUAUCUGCUGUAGGAAUUCAAAGUAUAUGUCUGUACUGCCAAUCAAUUUGGUGUUUGUUUAUGCUGUUUUGAUGUCUGCACAAUCUGGGUAAAGUCAAUCGUAAAGUGCAUAGGAGGUUUUGUAAAGUAUUUCUAUUGUCCAUUGUCCACCUGUAUUAGUUCAGGUGUAUUUAAAUGUAAUUAUUAAAGUCCUUUUAAUCUAGA
Molecule: messenger RNA, 4393 nt
Organism: Alosa alosa (allis shad)
Lineage: Eukaryota; Metazoa; Chordata; Actinopteri; Clupeiformes; Clupeidae
Gene: cadps2
Product: Ca++-dependent secretion activator 2
Exons: 30
Coding region: 1-3858 (1285 amino acids)
Biological process (GO): dense core granule exocytosis; positive regulation of exocytosis; synaptic vesicle exocytosis
Cellular component (GO): glutamatergic synapse
Source: RefSeq, a predicted model, not a curated record